AUGCUGCUCCAGACGGCGCUCGACUCGUUGUUUGUCCGACGGGGCGCUCACUCUCCGCGGCCACUCCCUCUGCUGCAGGGCGCGGCGCUCCUCGUGUUUGCCUACCUGUGCACCGGAGAGCUCCUCCCACUUCCCGUCCUCCGGGCGAGCAAGGUGCUGCAGGGCUGGGCGGUGCAGCAGGUGCUCCUGAUCGCAGCGCUCUCCUGCUUGGCCGUGCUCGCCGGCGCCAGCGCCGGCGUCGGUCGCGGCUGCCCGCCGCUGCCGGCCGCGUGUGUGCUGGCCGCGCUGAACACCGCUCCCAUCGCGGCUGCGGUCGCUGCGCUGCACUUGACGAUGUCCGACAACUGCCCCGUGGCGCCUGGCCGGCCGUGCGACAUGCCGUCCAUCCUCGCCGACGUGGUCGGCCUCACCUCCGCGCGGCUGGCCCGGCUCGACCUCGGCGUCUGCCUGCUGCUCGCCGCCCGUGGAGAGGCGGCCGUGCUGCACGCCACCGGGGGGCAUCUGGGAUACUCGGAGGCGCAGCCGCUCCACCGCGCCGCGGGGUGGUGGUGCGCGGGGCAGUCCGCCCUGCACUCGCUCGCCUACUUCUUCUUCUACCUGCGCGCCGGCGGCGCCGCCUCCCUCUGGCAAGCCUGCUUCCCCGCGCCCUUGCCCGACGGCUCGCUCAACCGGCUCGGGCUCGUCAACUUCAUGGGGGUGGUCGCCAUCGCGGUGUGCGGGCCGCUGGCGCUCUCCGCGCUGCCCCUGGUGCGGCGGCGCUGCUACCACGCCUUCCAGCGCCUGCACAUGCCCGUCGCCCUCCUCUUCGUGACCUGCUGCGCGCUGCACGACCUCGCAAUCCUCACCUUCGCGGUGCCGGGCAUCGCAUUCUGGUACGUAGAGUGGCGUGGGCGUGGCGGCCGAAAGGGCGUGCUGGGCUGCUCGCUGCGGCGGUUCACCGCCACGGCGCGUCUGCUGCCCGGCACGUCGGGACCGUGGGCAGAGCUCACGAUCCAUUGCGGCGGCGCGGCGCUGGGCCACGACGCGGCACCGCGCGGCGAGUGGGCGCUCCCACUCGGCACUGAGUGGCACCCGCUCUCGGUGACCAGCGCCGGCGGUCGCGCGGCGGGGCUCUCCGCCCUCGUCUCCGCGCGGGGGGGCGACUGGACAAAGGCGCUCGUCCACCUUUGCGCGACGACGGGCAGCUUUGAGGUUGAGCUCGCGGGGCCCUUCCCCUUCGGCGGCGGCCCCUGGUCCCUGAGCGGCGGCGGCGGCGGAGGUGAGCCCGCGCUGCUGCUGCUGGCGGGAGGCACGGGGGUCACCGGCUGGCUGCCGGCGCUCGCCGCCGCGGCUAGCGAGGGCCGGCCGUGCCGCUUGGUCUGGUGCGUGCAGAACGAGGCCGACUACCACGCGCUCGCCGACCGGCUGCCGCGCAACGGCGGCGUCGAGUGGGGGUGGGCGUACGUGGCGGAGGCGCUGGAGCUCCCUCUCGACGCUGGCUGGCUGCACCACAGCCUGGUUGGCUACACGCUGUCGCGGCGGUGCCUGCCCGUCCUCCUCAUCGUUGCGUCCAUCGCCGCGACGACGGCGGCGAAGCGGCUUGUGGUUGCAGCUUGCGGGCCGGCGAGCAUGGUGGAGGGCGCUCGCAGCGCGGUGGCGAAGAUCCGAGCGGAGUGCCGCGGCGAGGGAAAGACAAAACCAAUUCGAAUUGCCUUUCCAAUUUUUGCCAAGGCACCGCUGCGGCUGGGGCGGGGUACAUAA
Emiliania huxleyi CCMP1516 is the source of this 1740-nucleotide messenger RNA. RefSeq lists its product as hypothetical. NCBI's taxonomy places the organism in Eukaryota, Haptophyta, Isochrysidales, Noelaerhabdaceae. Gene Ontology annotation, biological process: iron ion transport; intracellular iron ion homeostasis; copper ion import. The coding region runs from base 1 to 1740 and encodes 579 amino acids. Gene Ontology annotation, molecular function: ferric-chelate reductase activity. The transcript is spliced from 6 exons. The record is from RefSeq and is a predicted model, not a curated record. Gene Ontology annotation, cellular component: plasma membrane.